Molecule: messenger RNA, 3237 nt
Organism: Castor canadensis (American beaver)
Lineage: Eukaryota; Metazoa; Chordata; Mammalia; Rodentia; Castoridae
Source: RefSeq, a predicted model, not a curated record
GCGAUGGAGACGCCCGGCUCAUCCGCCCGGUCCUUGUUGCCGGCUGCGUCCGGGCCCCCGAGGAAGCGCGCGGCUGGGGAGGCUGGGACUGCGACGAGAAAGCAGCGGGUCCUGGAUGAGGAAGAGUAUAUCGAGGGCCUCCAGAUGGUCAUACAGAGGGACUUCUUCCCUGAUGUGGAAAAGCUACAAGCACAGAAGGAGUACCUGGAAGCUGAGGAGAAUGGCGACUUGGAACGGAUGCGCCAGAUCGCCAUCAAGUUUGGCUCUGCCCUGGGCAAGAUGUCCCGAGAGCCCCCACCACCCUAUGUAACCCCAGCCACAUUUGAAACUCCUGAGGUGCACACAGGCUCUGGAGUGGUGGGCAACAAACCUAGACCCCAGGGCCGAGGCAUGGAGGAUGGAGAGGUUGGAGAGGAGGAGGAGAAGGAGCCGCUUCCUAGCCUGGAUGUCUUCCUCAGCCGUUACACAAGUGAGGACAACGCCUCUUUCCAAGAGAUCAUGGAAGUAGCCAAAGAGAAGAGCCGGGCCCGCCAUGCCUGGCUUUAUCAGGCUGAGGAGGAGUUUGAGAAGAGGCAGAAAGAUAAUCUUGAACUACCAUCAGCAGAGCGCCAAGCUAUUGAGAGCAGCCAGGCUGGCGUGGAGGCCUGGAAGUACAAGGCCAAGAAUUCCCUCAUGUACUACCCAGAUGGUGUCCCUGAUGAAGAGCAGCUGUUCAAGAAGCCCCGGCAGGUGGUACAUAAGAACACCCGAUUCCUCCGGGACCCCUUCAGCCAGGCCCUGAGCAGGUCCCAGCUCCAACAAGCAGCUGCCCUCAAUGCCCAGCACAAACAGGGCAAGGUGGGCCCUGACGGCAAGGAGCUCAUCCCUCAGGAGUCCCCUCGAGUGGGCGGAUUUGGAUUUGUUGCCACCCCUUCUCCUGCCCCUGGUGUGAAUGAGUCUCCGCUGAUGACCUGGGGGGAGGUUGAGAACACACCACUGAGAAUUGAAGGGUCAGAGACGCCUUAUGUGGACAGGACACCAGGACCAUCUUUCAAGAUCUUGGAACCAGGCCGCAGGGAGCGGCUAGGCCUGAAGAUGGCCAAUGAGGCUGCUGCCAAGAACCGGGCCAAGAAGCAAGAAGCCUUGCGGAGAGUGACGGAGAACCUGGCCAGCCCUACAGCGCCUCGUGAGCAGGACAACCAGCAAGUACACGGAUCGUGCCCUGCGCGCCAGCUACACACCAUCUCCAGCACGCUCCACCCACCUCAAGACCCCAGCCAGUGGGCCACAGACCCCCACGAGUACACCAGCCCCUGGCUCUGCCACACGCACACCCCUCACACAGGACCCAGCUUCCAUCACGGACAACCUGCUGCAGCUGCCUGCCCGGCGCAAAGCCUCAGACUUCUUUUAGAGCCAAGCCCGGGCUGGGCCUGUGGACACUUGUGGAGACUGCUGGGCAGUUUUCUGGACACCCAGCAGAGGACUCAGCCCUGGGGACCCAGGCCCGGGCCAGAGGCGAUUGCUCAUCCCAGGAACCACAGAUGAAAAGUGCCGUGCCAUGCCAUGCUGGCUCAGGACACACAUCUCCUCCCCUUGGAGUGCAGCACCAUGCUGUCCCCAGGGCCUUGCUGAAACUGUUUUCUAUUUAAUCCCCCAAUCUAAACCAUUAUUAAAGAAUAGGUGGCACAGUCAGGCCAGGCUGCCUGUCCAUCCUUAUCCCUGAACUGGCUCUGGUGCACCUGGGGGCCUACGUCAGUCCUAGGACUUCAAGGUUGGAGGCUGGCAUUCUGUGGGGAAGCUCAGUGGCUCCCAGAACUGCCUUCUGAGCUCACACAUGCCCUUUACCCUCCGCCCCCCAGGUCUUUCUGCUCCUCUGAGAAAUCAUGCUCAGGGUACCUGGGGCUCUGUGCCAGCCAGGCCUGGCCGGCUUGCUUUACUAGGCCCAUGCAUAUCGUGCGUCUCAGGCCCCGUCAUGAGUCACUUUCUUGGUGGCCUCAGCUGUAACCUCGCAGAGCAGCUUCCAGCUCUGGUGGGACUAAGCCGUCUACUCUGUCCUGCUUUUUGCUCUCCCCCUGCUCUUGACACUGCCCACUGGGCUCUGCUGAGACACCAGCCUCACCCCAGCCUGGGCCACAGUGUUAAAAAAGAGGCCAGGUUCUAUGCAGACCACAAGUAUCAUGCAUUGUGGUUCAGCAUGUGCCUGUUGGCUGAGGGGGUACAGAGGAUGUAGGUGCCUGGCCCUUAGGUGGCUGGCAGCCAGCUGAGCCCAUGAGCCUGCUGCCUACAGAGUUGAAAGGCCUCUCUAGGCCCAGGUGGGUCCAAGACCAUGGUGUAGCUCCCAAGUCAAUGUCUUCAGGCAUCACCAGGGGUCAUAGGUGGUACCCUCUGGGGGCCUGGGAGCUUUUGAUACUCAGAGACUCAGGGCACACUUGACUGCUCAGACCCAGGUACUGCUUUGAGCCCUGUGUGUGCUGUCUUCAUUCAGUCUUCCUGCAUUGGUUCUCUCCUUCUCUGAGCACUGAUGUUCUCUGGAGGCUAGUCUGGGGCCAAACACCUGGCACCAGCCUAGGACCUCUGUUGAUCUCUACAGUGAGUUCUGUGAACUCCUGGGGUGGCUGCCCUGGGACCUGCUGGGGCUGGAGCUUUGGAUCCUUUUGCUUCACAGGGAAGGUUGAGUUUUAACCCAAGAGAGCCCCCACCACCACCAGGAAAUGGGGUAGGGAGAGUAGGGGCACUUUUUGGUGCUGUCCACUUUAAGCAUUUGGUCAGCAGGGGAGCAUGCUUUGGGGAGGUAUGGUAACAAGCAGGAAACAUGAGAGAUGGGACAGCAUCAUCACCAGGCUGCUGCCUGGGGCUUGCAGGUCUGCAGAGUGGGGAGGGUGCCAGCAAUGGUCUCCGUGAUGCUGCCUCUAGGGGAUGAUGUGGGGGGGGGGCGGUGAGCAGCUGAGGUCACCAAUCUCAAAUUACCCCUGGGGUUAGAGGAGGACAUUGAGUAAGGAGCCAUGUGAGGGAGCGAGACAGGGUCAGUGUGAGCUGCACUGCAUAUGGCGAGGGAGGAGUAUGGAGCUGUUCAGCCCUGCAGGCCUUAGGGAUGGGGGCAGGCCAGAGGCAGACAAUGUGGUCUUGGCAGGUGGACUGCAGCAGAGGUCCUCUCCUUGCCACAGGGCUCACUCUUGAGUCUGUCUAUGUCUGAGCACCUGUCCCUGGACCCCUAACACUGGAGACCCCUGCGCCGGUUGAGUCCUAGAGAAAAAG